CCCUAAGUAGGCAGCCUGUCGGUUCCCCUGCCCGCCCAGGGAAUGAAUGGGCCGCCUUAUUGCUGCGAGGACGAGGUGUCGCCGAGCAGAGAGGCGCCCUCCCGGACGGGGCUGGGGGGCGGGCCGGGAGAGGAGGCCAGGACCCCCGGGCCGGGCCGGGGGAGGGCAGGGGUGCAAGGGGAGGAGGCCAGGCUGGCUCGGUGGAGCCCGACAGGUUCCAGCGGCUCCCCUCACCCCUCUCCACGCCUCCCGGGUUUUCCCCUUGGCUCGGGGUUUCCUGUUUCAGUUCUCGGUGAUCUCCAGCAGCAGGUGCUGGUUUGCCAACCUCGGCUCCAGAGGAGGCGAAGGAGAAGGAAAAGAGGGAAGGGGAGGAGGAAGCGGCGCGGCGGCUGCGGCUGCGGCUGCGGGCGGGCGGGCGGCCGAGGAGCGAGGCGGCAGGCGGGAGAGCCGGCUUCGCUCUCGCCCGCGGAGCAGCGGCGCGGGCGGCGGGCGAGCCGAGGCCCCGGCGCGCGGCCGGCCGGCCGGGCGGGCGGCAUGGGGGAGCCUCCCGCUCGCCCCGCGCCCUAGCGGCGGCCGCGGCGGCCCAGGGCGGAGGCGAGAGGCGGCCGGCCGCCGGAGGGCCCCGGGGCCGCCCCGGCUUCCAGGGCAUGUCGUGAUGGCCGCGGAGAAGAGACCGCAAGAAUACGGGGUGCUUUGCAUUCAGGAAUACAGAAAAAACAGCAAAGUGGAGUCAAGUACACAUAACAGCUUCAUGGGCUUGAAGGAUCAUCUGGGGCAUGACCUAGGCCACCUUUAUGUGGAGAGCACUGACCCACAUUUAAGUACAUCUGUACCUUGGUCAAUGGUGGAAAAGCCAACAAUGGAUAAAGUUAAUUCCGGGAAGGAAGAGAAAGAGGUGUCUGAAGAGAAUGUGAGCUCUGGUGACUCUGAAGAAAGCACAAAUUCCGAUAAUGAGUCAGACCAGUCGAGAAGCAUUUCAGCAGAGCCAUGCUUAUUAACCAAGACUCACAGACAACUGUGUAGGUCUCCCUGCUUAGAGCCUCACAUACUCAAACGCAGUGACAUUUUGCAAGACUUUAAACCUGAGGAGUCCCAGACUACCUCCAAGGAAGUGAAGAAACCCCCCGAUGUGGUGCGAGAAUACCAAACAAAACUAGAGUUUGCACUGAAGUUAGGCUAUUCUGAAGAACAGGUUCAGCUUGUGCUCAAUAAACUCGGUACCGAUGCUUUAAUCAAUGACAUCUUGGGAGAGCUCGUCAAGCUUGGAAACAAAAGUGAGGCCGAACAGACGGUUAGUACGGUCAACAGUCUAACGCGGGAAGCGCCUUCCCUGGAGUCUCAGCGGUCAGACUCUCCGAUGCAAGAGCUCGUGGCGGAUGACGGGGAGAACCUGAGACCCGUAGUCAUCGAUGGCAGCAAUGUGGCCAUGAGCCAUGGAAACAAAGAAGUCUUUUCCUGCCGGGGAAUAAAAUUGGCAGUGGAUUGGUUUUUGGAAAGAGGCCACAAAGAUAUUACAGUUUUUGUUCCCGCUUGGAGGAAAGAGCAAUCCCGACCUGAUGCUCUUAUCACAGAUCAAGAAAUCCUGCGCAAAUUAGAGAAGGAGAAGAUCCUGGUGUUCACGCCCUCCAGGCGAGUGCAGGGGAGGCGAGUGGUGUGCUAUGACGACAGGUUCAUCGUGAAGCUGGCUUUCGAGUCCGACGGGGUCAUCGUGUCCAAUGACAACUACAGGGACCUGGCCAAUGAAAAACCAGAGUGGAAGAAGUUCAUUGAUGAGCGGUUGUUAAUGUACUCAUUUGUCAAUGACAAGUUCAUGCCUCCAGACGACCCCCUUGGCAGACACGGCCCAAGCCUCGAUAAUUUUCUGAGGAAGAAACCUAUUGUUCCUGAACACAAAAAGCAGCCUUGUCCAUAUGGGAAGAAGUGCACCUAUGGCCACAAGUGCAAAUACUACCAUCCCGAGAGGGGCAGUCAGCCGCAGCGGUCGGUGGCUGACGAACUCCGGGCCAUGUCCAGAAACACGGCAGCCAAAACGGCGAACGAAGGCGGGCUGGUGAAAAGCAACAGCGUCCCCUGCAGCACUAAAGCGGACAGCGCCUCGGAUGUCAAACGAGGCGCUCCCAAGAGGCAGUCGGACCCCAGCAUCAGGACUCAAGUCUACCAGGACCUCGAGGAAAAGCUGCCCACCAAAAACAAAUUGGAAACCAGGUCCGUCCCUUCUUUAGUUAGCAUCCCGGCGACUGCCACUGCAAAACCCCAAAGCGCUACGUCUUUAAGCAACGGCCUUCCAUCCGGAGUUCACUUCCCACCUCAGGAUCAAAGACCACAGGGGCAGUAUCCUCCGAUGUUGAUGGCAACCAAAAAUCACGGCACGCCAAUGCCUUACGAACAGUACCCCAAAUGCGACUCGCCUGUGGACAUCGGGUAUUACUCCAUGCUGAACGCCUACUCGAACCUGAGCGUGUCCGGCCCGCGCAGCCCCGAGCGCCGUUUCUCCUUGGACACGGACUACAGGGUGAGCUCCGUGGCUUCCGACUGCAGCAGCGAAGGGAGCGUGAGCUGCGGGAGCGGCGACUCGUACGUGGGCUACGGCGACCGCCCGUACGUCAGCUCUCCCGACCCCCAGCUGGAAGAGAGUCUCAAGUGUCAGCACGUGCACCCGCACAGCCGCCUUAAUUCCCAGCCCUUCCUGCAGAACUUCCACGACCCCGUGACCCGAGUGCAGAGUUACAGUCACGAAGAACCAAAGUACCACCCCAAGGCGCCUCUCCCGCACCUGGCCGUGCACCUGCAGCACCCCGCCGUCGGGGCCCGGGCCAGCUGUCCCGGCGACUACCCCUCGCCGCCCGGCUCCGCCCACUCCAAGGCGCCGCACCUGGGGCGCGCCCUGGUGGCCACCCGGAUAGACAGCAUCUCCGACUCCCGGCUCUACGACGGCUCUCCCUCCCGCCAGCGGAAGCCUUACUCGCACCAGGAGGGGCCGGGGGGCUGGGAGCGGCCCGGCUACGGGGUGGACGCGUACGGCUACCGGCAGACUUACUCCUUGCCGGACAGCUCCACGCAGCCCUGCUACGAGCAGUUCACCUUCCAGAGCCUCCCCGAGCAGCAGGAGCCCGCCUGGCGCGUCCCCUACUGCGGGCCGCCCGCGGAGCCCCCGAGGUACCAGGACAGCCGGGAGAAGGUCUACGUCAACCUGUGCAACAUCUUCCCGCCCGACCUCGUGAGGACGGUCAUGAAACGGAACCCUCACAUGACAGACGCCCAGCAGCUCGCCGCAGCCAUUUUGGUGGAGAAGUCCCAGCUGGGUUAUUGAGAGACGAUGCAUCUUUGUGGUGUUUAGUAGUUUUUUGUUCAGCUCAAACGCUGAGGGAGGUUUGCUACAAUAGCACAUGUGAUCUCCUUCUCGGCAAGGAGGUUCUAUAGUAUCCAUUUCUGUGAAGUACUGUAUCAUGGAAUCUGUAUGUAUCGCCCCACCUAGUGGAAAUAUCACGGGAUUGCUUUACAUGGAAACUUUUUUUUUUAACAUUUCCUUUUUAAAGCUCUCUCCUCGGCUGGAGAUUUUUCCAGUUUGAUUUCUUAGAUGUCUCUGUGAUCUUUGAUAUUCCUCUUUGGUGCAUCAGGGGUUUAUAUGCAGCACUUUUUAUCCUUGUUUCGUGUUUUCUUAACUUGGUGUUUGUCUAUCAAUCGCGAGCAAUUACGAUACCUUCAGAACGUUGAACAUUUGACUAGACCCUAGCCGACUAUUUUUUCAAGCCAAGCUUCAUUGGAAUCUUUUACAGCUUUUUAAGUUAUUUUUAUUUGGGGAAAGUGGGCUUCUUUGUGCUAGAAUCAUUAUUUAUAGAAACAAAGAUAUACUACCGCACUGACUUUAUAUUUGAAACAAAACGGAAGUUACCAGUUUAUGUUGAAAUGGGUAACCGUCUAUAUAUUAGAAUGAUUUACAAUAUGGCACUUUUCAUUGUUCUAGUUUUGUUCGGUUUUUUUUUUUUCUGUUAAGUAAUGAGUUAAUUUAAUAUGGUUGAUUUAAAGGAAAGCAGAUGCAAUCAAUGGAAAGAAUGGUUUCCAUUUUAUUACUAUUUUUCUUACCCAAUAAGGCAAAAGCCGCGUGUGCUCCAGCGUAGAGCUGUGCGACCCAGCUAUGAUGUGCUUCUAGACGGUAGAAACGGAAUUGAAUUCCCAGAUCCUCCUUCACCUGUAUUUUUCAUGUGUUUGUCUUUUUCUUUUGGGGGCACAACAAGACUGGAUAAAAUGACCCUUUCACAAUA
This is a messenger RNA of Neofelis nebulosa (Clouded leopard), 4262 nucleotides long. RefSeq names its product zinc finger CCCH-type containing 12C (gene ZC3H12C). Gene Ontology annotation, molecular function: metal ion binding; RNA endonuclease activity; mRNA binding. Gene Ontology annotation, cellular component: nucleus; cytoplasmic ribonucleoprotein granule. The record is from RefSeq and is a predicted model, not a curated record. Lineage: Eukaryota; Metazoa; Chordata; Mammalia; Carnivora; Felidae. The transcript is spliced from 6 exons. The coding region runs from base 47 to 3310 and encodes 1087 amino acids.